Molecule: messenger RNA, 1998 nt
Organism: Grosmannia clavigera kw1407
Lineage: Eukaryota; Fungi; Ascomycota; Sordariomycetes; Ophiostomatales; Ophiostomataceae
Product: glycyl-tRNA synthetase
Exons: 2
Coding region: 1-1998 (665 amino acids)
Biological process (GO): mitochondrial glycyl-tRNA aminoacylation
Cellular component (GO): mitochondrion; cytoplasm
Molecular function (GO): glycine-tRNA ligase activity; ATP binding
Source: RefSeq, a predicted model, not a curated record
AUGUCAACAACGGCCACAACUCUCAAGGGUCAGCCCCUUGACAAGCAGUCGCUAGACUCGCUCCUCCGGCGGCGUCUGUUCUACACGCCCUCGUUCGAAAUCUACGGCGGUGUUUCUGGCCUUUACGACUACGGCCCGCCGGGCUGUGCGUUGCAGGCGAACAUCGUGGACACAUGGCGCAAACACUUCAUCCUGGAGGAGGACAUGCUCGAGGUUGACUGCACGGUGCUGACACCGCACGAGGUGCUUAAGACCAGCGGCCACGUGGACAAGUUUGCAGACUGGAUGUGCAAGGACCCCAAGAGCGGCGAGAUCUUUCGCGCCGACCACUUUGUGGAGGAGAUCCUGGAGCAGCGUCUGAAGGGCGACAAGGAGGCCCGCGGCCAGAAGCAGGAGGAGAAGGCUGAGGACCCGAAGAAGAAGAGGAAGAUGAAGGGUAAGGGGCAGGAGGCAGUCCGGCUGGACGACGCCGUCGUGCAGGAGUACGAGGAGAUCCUGGCUCAGAUCGACAACUUCGGCGGCGAUGAGCUCGGUGCGCUGGUCAAGAAGUACGAUCUGCGGAACCCGGCCACGGGCAUCCAGCCCGAGCCGCCUGUUGCGUUCAACCUCAUGUUCGGUACUCAGAUCGGUCCCAGCGGCGGUCUCCAGGGCUAUCUAAGGCCCGAGACGGCACAGGGCCAGUUCCUCAAUUUCUCCAAGCUGCUGGAGUUCAAUAUGCAGUCGAUGCCGUUCGCAUCAGCAUCUAUUGGCAAGUCCUACCGCAACGAGAUCUCGCCACGCGCCGGCCUGCUCCGGGUGCGAGAGUUUUUGAUGGCCGAAAUCGAGCAUUUCGUCGAUCCUGAUGGCGGCAAGAAGCACCACCGCUUCCACGAGGUAGAGGACGUCGAGCUGGUGCUGCUGGACCGCGACACACAGCUUUCCGGCAAGACGACGCCCAAGACGAUGUCUAUCGGCAAGGCGGUCAAGGAGGGCGUGGUCGACAACGAGACGUUGGGCUACUUCAUUGCACGCAUCCACCUGUUCCUCAAGAGAAUCGGCGUGGACAUGUCCAAAGUCCGGUUCCGGCAGCACAUGGCUAACGAGAUGGCUCACUAUGCCACGGACUGCUGGGAUGCCGAGUUGCAGACAUCAUCCGGCUGGGUGGAGUGUGUCGGCUGCGCCGAUCGCAGCGCGUAUGAUCUGACUGUGCACGCAAAGAAGACGGGCGCGCCACUGGUGGUGCGGCAACGGCUGGAGACGCCAAAGGUUGUGGAGGAAUGGACGCUGGAGAUCGACAAGAAGAAGUUCGGCCCGCGGUUCAAGAAGGACGCCAAGGCAGUCGAGACGGCCCUGCUGGCACUGUCGCAGGAGCAGCUGGAGACGCUGGCCAAGGAGCAGAAGGAGAAGGCAUCGAUCUCUGUGGACGUUGCGAGUGUUGAUGGCGGCAAGGUCGAGCUGGCCAACGAGCUGGUGACCAUUGCGUGGACGAAGCGGACUGAGAACGUGCGCGAGUUCACGCCCAACGUGAUUGAGCCGUCGUUUGGCAUUGGUCGGAUCCUAUACUCUCUGCUCGAGCACAACUACUGGUCUCGAGGCGCAGAGGGUGGCGACGAAGCACGGGGUGUUAUCUCGUUUUCGCCGGCCGUUGCACCAACCAAGGUGCUGAUUGUGCCGAUCUCUUCCAAGGACGAGUUCAAGCCCGUGGUUCGCGAUCUCUCGCAGAAGCUGCGCUCGUUGGGUCUUGCCAGCCGUGUGGAUGACUCGACUGCAAGCAUCGGCAAGCGGUACAGCCGCAACGACGAACUGGGCACGCCGUUUGGCAUCACGAUUGACUUCCAGACGAUCAAGGACGGCUCGGUCACGCUGCGUGAGCGUGACUCGACGCGCCAGGUGCGUGCCGACGAGGCGACAAUCCUGGCUGCGGUUCAGUCGCUGGUGCGUGGCGACAAGACGUGGCAGGACAUCCAGGCAGAGCUCCCGGCUUUUGAAUCCCAAGAGGUCGAGGUGGCCAUCCGCUAA